AAAAUAAGAAAAAAGAAAAAAUUCUUAUCCAAAGAGGGUUAUAGGAGGAGAGAGUGAUAGAGAGAGAGACGCGAAGCUCUGAAAACAAAGAAUGGCAAUAACACCUCUACGAAUCACGAACCCAUUCCCAUCUCUCCGCUUGAUUCCCGCCGGAAAGUUCAAUGCUUCGAGACUCUUCACCGUCCGCGCCACCGACGUUGAGUCCACGGAAGAGACUCAACCCGACCCUGAAACAACUCAAUCCGAAUCCGGCACCGAUCCUGAUCAAUUCGAGUCUCGUCUCUCGAACAUCAGACUCAGAUACCGAAGCGGUACGGGUAAGAAAGCAGAAGUGAGAAAAUCGAAGAAAGGGUCAUCAAGCGGGUCUCCGUCGAAAGGCACGGGAAUGUAUCUGCCGCCGGUAAGCUUAAAAGAGGCUGUUUCAGGUGGGUUGAAAGUGGAAUUAGGGUUUAGCCCGUACAGUGAAAGGAUCAACGGGAGGAUUGCGGGAUUAGGACUCAUGGCAUUGCUUCUUGUUGAGCUUGCGACGGGUAAGAGUGUAUUGAAUUAUCACACGCCUUCUGUGGUGUUUCUUCAGAUCUAUUUCGUUGCGGCUGUUUCUGCUAUGUUUGUCAAGGUUCAGAAGGAGAAGGUUAGUGUUUGGCCAAAGGAUUGAAGGAAACAGAACACAUGAGAUGUGUGUUUGAAUCUUGCUUUUGUUAAAGUUCUCUAUUUAUGUAAUUUUGUAUACUCACAGAAAUUUCAAUAUUAUGGAUAUAUAAGAGAUUUGACAAGUAAAGGAUCUCACUUUUGGAGUGAGUUUGUUGUUGUUCUUGUUAAGUAAUUUUCAAAUUCUGGAUCGGAAUGUUCAAGAAAAUUUGAUACAAA
This is a messenger RNA of Camelina sativa (false flax), 867 nucleotides long. RefSeq lists its product as uncharacterized. NCBI's taxonomy places the organism in Eukaryota, Viridiplantae, Streptophyta, Magnoliopsida, Brassicales, Brassicaceae. The record is from RefSeq and is a predicted model, not a curated record.